Neogale vison (American mink) is the source of this 408-nucleotide messenger RNA. RefSeq names its product metallothionein-1E. Gene Ontology annotation, molecular function: metal ion binding. Bases 85 to 270 code for a protein of 61 amino acids. The record is from RefSeq and is a predicted model, not a curated record. Lineage: Eukaryota; Metazoa; Chordata; Mammalia; Carnivora; Mustelidae. The transcript is spliced from 3 exons.
GGCGGAUCGUUAAAGUUCUUAAUAGAUUGCGCUUGUGGUGUUUGGUGUCGUCUGUUUGGGUUGUUCUUUUUUGUUCUAUUGGAAAUGGAUCCCAACUGUUCCUGCUCUAACGGUGGCUCCUGCACGUGCGCUGGCUCCUGCAAAUGCAAGGAGUGCAAAUGUACUUCCUGCAAGAAGAGCUGCUGUUCCUGCUGCCCAGUGGGCUGUGCCAAGUGUGCCCAGGGCUGCGUAUGCAAAGGGGCGUCGGACAAGUGCAGCUGCUGUGCCUGAUCUUGGGGAGCCCGUUCCCGAUGUAAAUAGAUCCACAUGUACAAGUCUACAGUAAAGACUUAAUUUUUCAUACUACUUGACCCAUUUGCUACAUUCCUGUUUUUAUGAAAUAUGAGUUAAAAUAAAAAUUUAAAUUUA